This is a messenger RNA of Phascolarctos cinereus (koala), 2858 nucleotides long. It is a transcript of the gene HOXA11, whose product is annotated as homeobox A11. The record is from RefSeq and is a predicted model, not a curated record. Gene Ontology annotation, cellular component: nucleus. Gene Ontology annotation, biological process: anatomical structure development; regulation of transcription by RNA polymerase II. NCBI's taxonomy places the organism in Eukaryota, Metazoa, Chordata, Mammalia, Diprotodontia, Phascolarctidae. Gene Ontology annotation, molecular function: RNA polymerase II cis-regulatory region sequence-specific DNA binding; DNA-binding transcription factor activity, RNA polymerase II-specific.
UGCUUCAAAGACGCAGCUGCAUCAGAGAAUCAUGUGGAGCUCAGCUAAUGCGCCGAGAGCGAGGUAGCCCAGGAUGGAUUUUGAUGAGCGCGUGCCUUGCUCGUCUAACAUGUAUUUGCCCAGUUGUACUUACUACGUCUCGGGUCCUGAUUUCUCGAGCCUCCCUUCUUUUUUGCCCCAAACCCCAUCUUCUCGCCCCAUGACAUAUUCCUAUUCGUCCAACCUCCCCCAGGUACAACCUGUAAGAGAAGUGACCUUCCGGGAGUACGCCAUUGAGCCCUCCAGUAAAUGGCACCCCCGGGCCAACCUGCCCCACUGCUAUUCCGCAGAGGAGCUCAUGCACAGGGAAUGCCUGCCCGCCUCCGGCAGCGCGAGCGUGGGCGACAUGCUGGCCAAGAACUCCGCCAACGUCUACCAUCACCCCAGCACCACGGGCACCUCGUCCAAUUUCUAUAGCACGGUGGGCAGGAACGGGGUCCUGCCCCAGGCUUUCGACCAGUUUUUCGAGACUGCAUAUGGCCCCCCGGACAACCUGACCACCGCCGCCUCCUCCGACUACCCGGGGGACAAGGGCUCGGACAAAAUGCCCCCGGCGGCUGGGGCGGCGGCGGCUGCUGCAGCAGCCCCGCCAACUUCAAGUUCGGACGCCGGCGGCGGCGGCUGCGGCAGGGAGAGUUCGGCGGCGGCAGUGGCGGCGGCCACGGCAGAGGAAAAAGAGAGGCGCCGGCGGACUGAAAGCAGCAGCAGCCCGGAGUCAUCUUCCGGCAACAAUGAGGACAAAUCCAGCGGCUCCAGUGGCCAGCGGACCCGGAAAAAACGGUGCCCCUACACAAAAUACCAGAUUCGGGAACUCGAGAGAGAAUUCUUCUUCAGUGUCUAUAUUAACAAGGAGAAGCGUCUCCAGCUCUCUCGCAUGCUCAACCUGACCGACCGCCAAGUCAAAAUUUGGUUUCAGAACAGACGCAUGAAAGAAAAAAAAAUUAACAGAGACCGAUUACAGUACUACUCCGCCAACCCGCUACUCUAAGAGUCGGUCCCGCCUUGGGGGGUUCGUGGGGCUUUUUUUUUUUUCAAGAGGAGAUUAAACUCAGAUUUUGUCCUUGACAAGGUCAAGCCACACGGUGAUUUUUCAGGAGGAAGAUGUGGAACCGAGGGACAGAGGGAACUGUGGGGUUCACACGCCAGAACAGCACCCUGGACCCUCGGUGGGGUUUUGGCGUUAUUAUGGAGGACAAUAACAUUGUCCUAUUCCCAUAUCAACUGGAAUCCAUUCCAUUGGGACCCCUGUGCCCUUACUCGGAGUAUUUUGGCCACCCCAUGCCCCAGGGCGGAGCUUUUACCUUUUACUGUGACAGACACUGCACCCGCGCUAUGAGGAGACUAUCUCCUUAGUUUCCAAAAGGAAGCAUAGGACAAAGAGGGAAGGGGUCUCCACACCUAGCUGUAGGUCCCUUUGCUUGGGCCCCAGUGCAGGACGGCUGAUCUGGGAUGGAAGUGUCCAAGACCCAGAAUAUGCAUCGAGGACUAGUGCGAAAUCAAACUUAGAAAGGAAAAACAAAAAACAAAAACAAGAAACCAACCACACACCACCACGAACAAACUGAAAACUUUGGGAGGAGGGAGAAGGGGUAGGGGACCGAAAGAAGGGGAGUCUUCAUUGAGACCAGGGCCCCCGCUUUCCCUCAAUGGAAAGGAAGACAAGCAAUGCUCUCUCCAACAGCCGAUGCGAAAAGAGACAUACGAGAGGGAGCACAUUGGAAAUGUUUCUGAAAGAUUUCAGGUACCGACUCGCCCGAUCCCUUCGGGAAAACAAACAAGUGCUAUCCCAGCAGCCCCAGCCUUCUGCCCACCUGGAGAGACUCUGGGUUUUGUAGCGGGGAAGUAGUCUCGCUGGAGAGAGCCCUCCCGGGGCUCGGCCUGAGCCCCUGAACUUCAACAGUGGAUCAGAGGGAGAAGGGAGAGAAAAGACAAACUCCCCUUGCAGGCUGUUGCUGACUCCCCAAACUUUCUUCAGGAAAUACCUGUGGAGAGCGAGUUUGGCAAAUCCCACCCAACACUUAAUUGAAACGUGGAUUUGUGCAAUGCACUGACAUCGGAUCACUAAAAGCCCUUUCAUCCAGUGUUGUUUGCAAAGGGAGGGAGGGAGGCAGGAAUUCCACGACCGGGCAGAGCAGGCAGACAAUGUAAAUACUCUCGUUCUGUUUUCUCCCUUCCAGUUGCGUGUGUGUGUGUGUGUGUGUGUGUGUGUGUGUGUGUGUGUAUGUGUGUGUGUGCGUGUGUCCGCCCUACCAUUCCAUGUCCUAAAAGGCUUUGCCCGAAAUCCACCAGGAAAGGAGAGUUCUUUGCAAUUAUUUUAAAAGAGAAAUAGUCUAUAGAGAUAUAUAUAUUUCCCUGCAGGAACCAAAGCGAUGGAAGAAAAAUGCAAUUUAAAGAAAAAGGAAGAAUGAAAAACUAUUUAAGAUUCUAUAUCUGUUUACAAAGGGAGCGAUGUUCAUGGCGAGGUUAAUUUACUGGUGAGAAUUUUGAAUGUAUGUUUCAUACAGGAACAGUGUUUUACAAGACUUGUAAAUAAAGAAACCAUAACCUAUUUUGUUUGAAUACUUUUUUUUACAUGUUUUAAUUUGGGGGGGGGAAGCGGGGAGGGAAGGGGCUUUUCAAACUUGUGCAAAGUCAGGGGUACCUAUAAAUGAAUUGGAGGACGGUUAGCUUACCAAACGGGGCCGCGUCCUUCCUUACCACGAUUCAGUGAGAUGCAGUAUCUUCAUAUUCCAUCACUGUUUUGCGAAAUGUAUCGUCUCUAUGUAUGUACAGUAUUCUUUUCGUAUGCCAAGGUAUUGGGCUGCAUGUAUACACUGCAA